AGAAGCAGCUGCACGAGCGACGAAGCACACAGGUGGCUUAUACUGUGGGAACGCUAAAGCUUCUGAGUUUCCCACGAUUCAUACUAAGCCAGGCACCUGGGUUGGUAUAUAAGGCGUCCCUACCACUGGAUGGGCAUCAUUCUCCAACGCACUCUCGUUGAGUACACAUCGUGCAGUGUAGUUCGAACAACUAUCGGUGUCUUUAAACGCACACACACACACAACAAACUCUUCUUUCGUACACCUCAAGUGAAUCCAAUCACACGUGUUCAUCAUGUCUUACGAAAUGUUAUCAGUCGAAGAGCCGCAGCCGAUCUCCCGUACUUAUCAGUACAGGAAAGUGAUGAAGCCGAUGCUCGAGCGCAAACGCAGAGCGAGGAUUAACCGUUGCCUGGAUGAGCUCAAGGAGUUGAUGGUCACAGCCCUUCAGAGCGAGGGCGAGAACGUGUCCAAGCUCGAGAAGGCCGACAUCCUCGAGCUGACAGUGCGCCACCUCCACAAGCUCCGCCGUCAACAAAGGCUCUCCGCCAACCCAGUGAUCGACGCAGACCGCUUCCGUGCUGGAUACACUCACUGCGCCAACGAAGUUUCCCGCUGCUUGGCCGCCGUUCCCGGCGUCGACGUCAACCUGGGUACCAAGCUCAUGACACACCUGGGGCACCGUCUCAACGAAAUGGACAAAGUCUCACCGCUCGUGAUCCAAGUAUCUUCAUCAUCGCAAUACACACCACCAGGAACACCGACACCUGAAGGCGCCUACUCCAUGCCUCUUACACCAGCAUCGAGCACCAGCUCAAGGCAGGCGCCUUCACCAAACCAACCCAUGGACUGCUCCACCGCCGGCCUUCUCAAAGUCGCACAAAAAGUCGAACCAGUUUGGCGUCCAUGGUAAACAACAACAACAAAAA
Molecule: messenger RNA, 908 nt
Organism: Nicrophorus vespilloides
Lineage: Eukaryota; Metazoa; Arthropoda; Insecta; Coleoptera; Silphidae
Product: enhancer of split mbeta protein-like
Exons: 1
Coding region: 275-892 (205 amino acids)
Biological process (GO): regulation of transcription by RNA polymerase II; anterior/posterior pattern specification; regulation of neurogenesis
Cellular component (GO): nucleus
Molecular function (GO): DNA-binding transcription factor activity, RNA polymerase II-specific; RNA polymerase II cis-regulatory region sequence-specific DNA binding; protein dimerization activity
Source: RefSeq, a predicted model, not a curated record